AACCGUUACAGGAACAUUUUAAUUUCUUAUCAUUGGUCGUUUUUCCCCUCCCAAGUUAAACAACAAAUAUCUUAGGAAAGUAGCAGUUUACAUAGAUAACCAAUUAAACAACAAUUAAGAAAUAUAUUCAGCUACCAGUAAACGACAGCAACUUAGAUAGCAACGUAACAUUAGCUAGCAAGCCAGAGAGGACAAGCCUGAGGAUCUCAGCCAGAGGAUCUCAGCCAGACGUGGGACCAAGUAACGUUACGUUAGUCAGUCACACCCUAAUCCGGCACCCAUGGCUGAAAUGUAACGUUAGACCAGAGUCAUGCAACAUGAAGUAGUUAGGACUUUUGUGAUCAUGAAAGACAUUCACUAGCAGCAAGAACACGCGAAGCACUUUUUUUUAGAACCUGGAUAUGACUGUCUCAUCAUCAUGCCACAGACACAGCCGUCCGCGAGAUAGCGCUUGCCAGCCAGUCUGCUAAAUUCACUAGCUACACCUGCGCUAGCUAGCUAAUAAUUCGUUUUGUUGUGUGCUUUUGCACAUAUAAUAUUGUUGUAAUAUGAAUGCACCGAUGUAUACAUUUGUCGCAAGAGACGACAACAGCACCAUAUAUGCUGAAGUUUCCAAAAUUCUCGUCGCAACUGGACAAUGGAAGAGACUGAAAAGGGAUAAUCCCCGAUUCAAUUUGAUGUUCGGCGAACGGAACAGACUGCCAUUUGGACGGCUUGGUAAGAGUAGCACUUUUGGCAUACUCAGUAAAUGGUCUUGCUUGCUUUGAAUACCUUUUGUUGGAGUAUCAAUAUUCUUGUUCUCACCCUCAAGUUGAACCCAUGAAUUGUGUCGCAUGAAACAGCUUAUGUAGAGCUAUGAUGGAGGCCCAUAGUUGAUACACACACUCCACCAGUGCUAUUAUGGCACUCACUGCAUCGAUCCCAGCCUCCUUAUUGGGAGUCUAAGGUGGACAGCUGCAUUUUCUGCAUUAUGCAAUGUAUAAGAAAGUUACUCCCUUAUACCACUGAUAAUGUUCCUUAAUUAUUGAUUCGUGGCCCACCCCUGUUUCACUUUAUGAUUCAUAUUUUGGGCUUGACUAUCCUGGAGCCUAUAGUCUAGACUCUAUUGGCUACUUCGUUUACAACAUUUAAACCUUAUCCUGGUGACAUCACUGUAUCCACAUGCAUCCUUGGUCACUGAAUCACAUCCUCUGCGGAUGAGUAAGAGGAUGCCACAAGUAGGCCCUAUUGGACACGUUGAAGUUUGACCACCGAGAGGGAAAUGGACCAGACACGUGCAAAAUGCUUUCCUGUGUUUACUCCACCCUAUUGUCAUCACUUUUUUUUGCAUGUGUUUGUUUAUCCUCCAUAGGUCAUGAGCCAGGACUGAUGCAAUUAGUGAAUUAUUACAGAGGAGCAGACAAGUUGUGCCGCAAAGCAUCUUUAGUCAAGUAGGUAUUUGAACUUUGGUAUUGAAAAGGUUUGUGUAAUAAUGUUCACUCUGAUACUGUACUUUUCACUGUAAUUCACACUGAUGCUGUAAAUAUCAUCAAUAUUGUCUUUCUUUACAUUGUGCAGGUUAAUCAAGACUAGCCCAGAGCUUCCAGACCCCAGCAACUGGUUGCCUGAAUCCUACAUCAUCUAUCCUACUAACCUCAACACCCCCGUCGCUCCUGCAAAGAAUGGCAUCAGCCACCUGAAAAGUAACCCCAAGACAGAUGAAAGAGAAGUUUUCCUGGCCUCUUAUCACUCAAGGAAGGAAAGUGGAGAGGGAACAGUGUGGAUCGCCAAGUCAUCUUCUGGAGCAAAAGGUACAUCCCAAUCAUCACGUCUGAAGGCUUGGGUUUCUAUUGACAGCUGGUACUGCUAGAUACUGUUUUACUGUAGUCAUUGGGCACUAUGGGGGAAAUAUGAUAGUAUUGUUGCCUAAAGAAUCUCUCUUUUUAAGCUAAUGGUUGCCUCAUGUUUUUGGAAGUUUCCUUGGACUAUCCAGGGAGUUACAAACUCUUUGUUGGCAAAAUAUGUUUACCAAGGAUUGUAUACAAAGAUGAGGCUUGGCUUGGUUUUCUUGUUCCAGGUGCUGGAAUUUUGAUAUCCCACGAUGCAAAUCAAUUGCUGGAGUUCAUUGAUAAUCAAGGGCAGGUUCAUGUCAUUCAGAAGUACCUAGAAAGACCACUACUGCUGCAACCUGGCAACCGUAAAUUUGACAUCAGGUAAGCAGCUGAUACUAAUAUUUUUGUGAGUGAUUGCACAUCUAGUGUGUUUAUUACAUAUUUCUUACCAACAAAAUAACAUAUAGCCUUAUAAUACACAAUUCAGGAAUAGUAACAGAAGCAAUGUUAUCGCUGGUGUUUUGCCCAGUAGUCUCUGACUCUGCGGGUUUGCUGUUGUUCUUAGGAGCUGGGUGCUCGUGGACCAUCAGUACAACAUCUACCUUUACCGGGAGGGUGUGCUGCGGACGGCGUCAGAGCCCUACAACAGCUCCAACUUCCAGGACAUGACCAGCCACCUGACUAACCACUGCAUCCAGAAAGAGCACUCACAGAACUACGGCCGCUACGAGGAGGGCAACGAGAUGUUCUUCGAUGAGUUCCGGCAGUACCUGCUGAGCACCCACAACAUAGCACUGGAGACCAGCGUUUUACCUCAGAUCAAGCAGAUCAUAAGGUAGCUACUUCUUUUCCUGUCCUAUGCUGUGAUGUUUGUGUUUACUUAAUUGAAGAUGGAAAGAUACCCUUUUUUGUCAGAUGACCUUGCAAAUAUGACCUUUCCCUAACAUACAUAGUUCUACAAAUAGCUAUGUACAGGGAUUUGCUACACAACUACUCUACUUAGACUCCUGACAAUGGUGGUUCUGUCUGGUCUCCUAGGAGCUGUUUGACAUGCAUUGAGCCAGCCAUCAGCACUAGGCACUUGUCCUAUCAGAGCUUCCAGCUCUUUGGAUUUGACUUCAUGGUGGACGAGAGCUUCAAGGUGUGGCUGAUCGAGAUCAAUGGAGCUCCGGCCUGCGCACAGUCAGUACUAUUUUAUGUCCUUCUCCUCCUAGUGGUCAUAUACAUAUACAGUGCAUUUGGAAAGUUUUCAGACCCCUUCCCUUUUUCCACAUUUUGUUACGUUACAGCCUUAUUCUAAAAUUGAUAAAAUGUUUUUUUCCCUCCUCAAUCUACACACGCCCAUAACGACAAAGCGAAAACAGGUUGUUAGACAUUUUUGCAAAUGUAUUACAAAUAAACAACAGAAAUACCUUAUUUACAUAAGUAUUCGGACCAUUUGCUAUGAGACUCGAAAUUGAGCUCAGGUGCAUCCUGUUUCCAUUGAUCAUCCUUAGAUGUUUCUACAACUUGAUUGGAGUCCACCUGUGGUAAAUUCAAUUGAUUGGACAUGAUUUGGAAAGGCACACACCUGUCUAUAUAAGGUCCCACAGUGCAUGUCAGAGCAAAAACCAAGCCAUGAGGUCGAAGGAAUUGUCCGUAGAGCUCCGAGGGAGGAUUGUGUCGAGGCACAGAUCUGGGGAAGGGCACCAAAAAAUGUCUGCAGCAUUGAAGGUCCCCAGGAACACAGUGGCCUCCAUCAUUCUUAAAUGGAAGAAGUUUGGAACCACCAAGACUCUUCCUACAGCUGGCCGCCCGGCCAAACUGAGCAAUCAGGGGAGAAGGGCCUUGGUCAGGGAGGUGACCAAGAACCCGAUGUCACUCUGACAGAGCUCCAGAUUUGCUCUGUGGAGAUGGGAGAACCUUCCAGAAGGACAACCAUCUCUGCAGCACUCCAGCAAUCAGGCCUUUAUGGUAGAGUGGCCAGACGGAAGCCACUCCUCAGUAAAAGGCAUAUGACAGCCCGCUUGGAAUUUGCCAAAAGGCACCUAAAGGACUCUCAGACCAUGAGAAACAAUAUUAUCUGGUCUGAUGAAACAAAGAUUGAACUCUUUGGCCUGAAUGCCAAGCGUCACGUCUGGAGGAAACUCUGACCAUCCCUACGGUGAAGCACGGUGGUGGCAGCAUAAUGCUGUGGGGAUUAUCUUCAGCGGCAGGGACUGGGAGACUAGUCAGGAUCGAGGGAAAGAUCAACGGAGCAAAGUACAGAGAGAUCCUUGAUGAAAACCUGCUCCAGAGCGCUCAGGACCUCAGACUCUGGCAAAGGUUCACCUUCCAACAUGACAACGACGCUAAGCACACAGCCAAGACAACGCAGGAGUAGCUUCGGGACAAGUCUCUGAAUGUCCUUGAGUGGCCCAGCCAGAGCCCGGACUUGAACACGAUCGAACAUCUCUGCAGAGACCUGAAAAUAGCUGUGCAGCGACGCUCCCCAUCCAACCUGACAGAGCUUGAGAGGAUCUGCAGAGAAGAAUGGGAGAAACUCCCCAAAUACAGGUUUGCCAAGCUUGUAGCAUCAUACCCAAGAAGACUUCAGGCUGUAUUCGCUGCCAAAGGUUCUUCAACAAAGUACUGAGUAAAGGGUCUGAAUACUAUCUAAAUGUGAUAUUUCAGAUUUUUAUUUAAAAUAAAUGUACAACAAAUUAUAAAAACCUGUUUUUGCUUCGUCAUUAUGGGGUAUUGUGUGUAGAUUGAUGAGGGGGAAAAAACGAUUUAAUCCAUUUUAGAAUAAGGCUGUAACGUAACAAAAUGUGGAAAAAAUCAAGGGGUCUGAACAAUUUGCGAAUGUACUGUAUUUAUAGCCUAUUUCUACCUGCUGUCUCUAUCUUCCUCUUCAUCAUCUUCCUCUUGCCUGCACUCAGUUGGUUCAUCCUCUCUUUACGUCUGUUAUACUGUUGCAGGUUUUUCAUGACAUUUUAUUCAUACCAUUUUUGUUCAACUCUUAUUUUCACAAAAGGGCCUACACCUUACUUCCCCUUUUAUUAUUUUUCCAUUACAUUUUGCAUUCAGAGUAAAGGGCCUCACUCCCAAAUUAAAGUGUGAGACAAUGUGAUUUAAUUAUUUGCCAUUUAUCUCAAAUGAGCCCUGAGUCCUGUGCAUGGCGUGUGCUCUGUUCUACUCAGACCGACCGGCAGUUAUUUAUUUGUUAGUUCACGCUAGUUUAAGUUAUUUUGAAAAUGUUUGUUUCAUUGUCCAAAGCUGAGAGGGCUAUGAUAACCUCCCAUGUUAGGCUUAAUUAAUGUUUUGUCUUUGGAUCGCUGACUUCCUGGUGAACCUAAAUGUGCUUGUAAAAUUGUCCUUUGAAUCAUUCAUUCUUCCCGGUAUAAUCUAAGCCUGAUUUAAGGGGCAUCUUAUUAAUUGCACUGUUAUCUCUCCUUCCUCUAGGAAACUCUACCCGGAGCUAUGCCAAGGGAUCGUGGACGUAGCCAUCUCCAGUGUCUUCCCACUGAACAAUGAUUCCGAACCACGAUCAUCUUCCUCCUCCCCUGCUCCUUACUCCUCCCCCUCCUUUUCCACUCUUACCUCAUCCUGUUCCUCUCCGAAACUGAGAGGACCCCUCCACGUGGGCCCAUUCACCCGAUUGUAAGUCCCUCCUCCUCUGCUUCAAAAGUUCCAACCUCCGCCCUCUGCUCCUCACUCCUACGCUUUUCCCGAGAUGUCCCACAGGCCAGGAAGCUUUGCCAUCUCAUUGGUUCUUGCAUGGCAAGUUUUGUCUCGAAGGGGAUUACCCUUGUGAUUGACUGAAGAUUGUGUUACUUUCUCGUAUGUGCUACCACAGUCUUCUCUCCCAUACCCCACAGCGGAAGUGCAUUUCAGAGGAAAGCCUGAACAGGCAUGCAGUAUAUGAAUGUGUGGAGACUUGGUGAAUGUUCGGAUGGUGAUGAUGAUUAAGAUAAAUGGGCGACAGACUGACUGAUGACGUAUUUGGGGGUCCCAGAACAAGAAUAGAUGCCCUUGUGAUCCCGUGCUGCCACUGAGGCGCCCCUAGACUGUGUAUGGACGACCUCUGAAGAUGGAGGGGACGCUUCACUUAUUAUACAGACUUUAGUGCCUUACAUCUCCACCCAUACCCCCUUAAAGGUGCAACCUGUCGAUUUAGCAUAGCGCCUCUGCUACUGUGUGUGUUAUGUGAGCCUGUGUAUUGUCGGUCAGGCAAGUGUGUAUGUCUGUGUGGGCUAGUUUCUUUCUCUGGGUUUGGAGAUUUUUGGAUUUUAUCCACAAAAGUUAGCAUUGUGAGGGGAAAAAACGUUGAUUAUAGGCAUACUUCAUAUCAUGGUUAUUCACAAAGCCCCAGAGAGUUUUGUACUGUAAUUUAAAAGAGGAUUAAAUCAGAAAUUAGGCUACAUUUUAUUGCUACUGAAAUUGUAUUAUAGCUAUUUGAUAGCUAUUAUUCCAUGCACGCUGUGUAGUGUUAGGUCUUCAAUUUUUGACAGACUUUUAUUCAAGUUCAUUUAGUCAGUGUUGUUUAAGUCUGUUGUUCAUUCACACUGUAUAAGAAAAGAUUCCUAGACAGAUGACUCCUUUUUCUCUGUCAACAAAGAGCAUUUGUGGAAUGACUAGAGAUAAACCUCCCCUGUUAAUUUGAGACUAGCUUUGCAACUUCAGAACAUUUCAACCCAUUUGAACCUUCUAAAGGUU
Molecule: messenger RNA, 6488 nt
Organism: Coregonus sp. 'balchen'
Lineage: Eukaryota; Metazoa; Chordata; Actinopteri; Salmoniformes; Salmonidae
Source: the annotation of a GenBank genome assembly